AUGUCUACUUUCCGCGGGAUAGUUGCAGAGUUCCCGAGAAUUCGCAUCGACUAUUUCCGCCAGCAAGCCGAGCACAAGCCGCCUUUGGCGUGCUUUCUCAGCCAUGUUCACUCCGAUCAUCUGACAGGCCUCGAGUCUUUGAGGGCCCCGUUUGUGUAUUGUUCGGCUGCAACGAGGGAGAUCCUUCUUCGGCUAGAGAAGUACCAUUAUCGUAUCAAUUUUGCCAAGGGAGUUCUGGAAAGCCGCAAUGUUACAUACGACAGGUGCAUGCGGAGGUUGGCCAAACCGCUUCCUCUAGAUACGCCAACGACCAUUGAGCUGGCCCCUGGAAACAUCAUAAGGGUCACGUGUAUCGAUGCUAAUCACUGUGUUGGCGCUGUCAUGUUUUUGAUUGAAGGUGAUGGCAAGGCAAUCUUGUACACAGGUGAUAUUCGAGCUGAGAUCUGGUGGGUGAACUCACUGGUACAAAAUCCUCUGUUACUCCCAUAUACGCUUGGGCCUCGACGACUUGAUUGCAUGUAUCUGGACACUACCUUCGCAACGAAGAGUGAGUCCUAUCGAGAAUUUCCAGGCAAGGCAGAAGGUAUCAGAGAACUACUAGCUAAAAUCAGCAGCUACUCGGACGAUACAAUAUUUUACUUUCAUGCCUGGACUUUCGGUUAUGAGAAUGUUUGGAUAGCACUUUCUAAUUUCCUCAAAUCACGGAUCCAUCUUGACGACUAUAGAUCACGUAUAUACGGCUCCUUGUCCACACUGACUCGGAAGGAGCUUGCAAAUACUGGCUUGAAUGUACCUUCCGACAAUCGCUUGCUGCGGGAAUCCGGUCAGGAAAUUCGAGAAGCCCCUGCAUUGUGUGGAUUCAGGAAUGGAAACCAUGUCCAACCUGGAUGUUUGACAUCUCAAGAGGCCGUACGCAUACAUAGCUGUGAACGCGGAAUGGGCUGUCGGGUUAUGGAUCAAGAUGAGAGUGGCAAAGUGGUGCACAUUUUCCCAAUCAUCACACGUACCAGAGGUGCUGAAAUUGCUGAGCUUGGUGCUGGAGGUGGCCAGGGUGAUCUCGAUCAAAAGGAAGUGAUAGAAACUGGUGAUGUGGCGAAUAUACGUCAACUGAUGGAGCUAUGUUCAGUCUCAAUCGAGGACAAAGAGCUUUGUACGAAAGUUCUUGCGCUGCUCGAACAAAACCUUCAAGAGGGAGCCAGCAAGCUUGGGGUUGAUUUACAAUUGCGGAAUCGAAGUCAAGACAGCCUGAACCGCCCGUCCUUACGUGACUUGGUAUCCAUCCUGGUCUCUCGCGUUUCAAGCGAACCAAUUGUCGAGCAACCACAGAACAAGAGUAUACGAUUUCCAUACUCGCGGCAUUCGUCCUACUCUGAGUUGCGCCACCUGGUAGCAGCUUUCAGGCCUUCAGACCUUUAUCCAUGCACCAUUGAUAAUAAAUGUUGGACACCAGAAAUCAGUAUGCGCAGUCUCUUUGGGGAUCUUUGCUUCGGCAAUGCCUUUCGCCAUGAUGCUGAACUCAUGGAGGUCUACGACCGCAGGCAGAAAGCUGAGAAGAUCUUCAAACGUGACAACUCUGGAUCUUGGAGCGAUAUGGACGUGUCUGACAAUGGCGUGGUUGAUGCUGAUAUACCAGAGCGCGUUCCCAUGAUCGCUAAGAGGAAGGCCGAGGAUAUUGAGGUGGCAGCAGAUCCGACCGCACGGUGCAAACAGCUCAAUGUCGGCAAGGACAACUUUGCCGAAUCCGAAGAUAUUCAAAUGGGAUCUUUACCUGAUCCAUCAAAUGCGCACGUGGUAUUGCUGGAGAGUCCAGACUGUAUCCCCAUGCAUACAACAGCCGCUGUGGCGGAAGGAACGCGACCUAUUCCGCUUCCAGUAACUCCUGAGGAAAUCUUGAAUCCGCUUCCACCCUCGGCAACUUCAAUCGAUAUUACAACGUCGGAGCGGCACAUGCACAGCAAGACGCCGAAGCUCAAUCAUAAGCAGCUUGCCUAUAACGCUGCUUUGGGUACAGGCCUUACUUGGCAUGAUUACGGUGGUCUCGUCUCCACAAGAAGCAAGGCUGACCGAGAAGAGCAAGAGCUUUAG
Plenodomus lingam JN3 is the source of this 2085-nucleotide messenger RNA. RefSeq lists its product as uncharacterized. Gene Ontology annotation, molecular function: damaged DNA binding; 5'-3' DNA exonuclease activity. The record is from RefSeq and is a predicted model, not a curated record. Gene Ontology annotation, biological process: interstrand cross-link repair; double-strand break repair via nonhomologous end joining. NCBI's taxonomy places the organism in Eukaryota, Fungi, Ascomycota, Dothideomycetes, Pleosporales, Leptosphaeriaceae.